CUCCCUCUGUGUGUCUCUGUGUGUGUCCCUGUCUGUGUGUCCCUCUCCGCCGCGUGACCUCUGACCCCGGCGCCGGGAGCGACGGCCGGGCGGAGCCGCGGGGUGGAGGGGAGCGGAGGGGAGCGGAGGGGAGGCCCCCAGCCCGUCCUGUCCGGCGCGAUGUGAAAGUCAGCCAGCUGGUCCUCUGGUCCUCAAUGGUGUCUUCGCCACCUGGUUACCAUGACGCCGAGCCGAGGUAUGUGGGGAUGAAGAGGGAGACGGGUCCCCCCUCCCGCCGCCAAGCUGGAGACCGGCCCUCAGACAGCCCUUCCUCCCUCCCUCCAUUUGGCUCCUGCGUCUUCUUCCCAUCUGGGAACCCGGCUCAUCCCGAGAUGCCCAAGCCCGACUCCCGGGUGGGCGCCCCGGCCCGUCCCCGGCCUGUCCCGGGCGGCCCCCCUCCCCACCAGCAGCGAGCGUGACGGCCCCGGAGCCUGACCUGUGCGGACCCCGGAGCUGCCGGCUCAAGGCUGGUGUGACAUCAUGGGGAGCUGCUGCAGCUGCUUGGACAAAGAUGGCAUCCCAGAUGACCACCCCACCAAGUUCAAGGUGUCAAACGUGGACGACGCGGGCACAGAGCUGGGCACUGGGGUCAUGGAAUUGACCCGCUUGGAACUGGUGCUGCAUAUGCCCGGGCGCGAAGCCGUCCGCUGGCCUUACCUCUGCCUGCGCCGCUACGGCUACGAUGCCAGCCUCUUCUCCUUCGAGAGUGGGCGCCGCUGCCAGACCGGCCAGGGGAUCUUUGCUUUCAAGUGCUCCCGGGCGGAGGAGAUCUUCAAUCUGCUACAGGAGCUCAUGCAAUGUAACAGUAUCAACGUGAUGGAAGAGCCAGUCAUCUUUCCCAGGACCAGCCACCCGACCCAGCUCCACCUGCCCCUUCCCAGGGCCCCCCACGCUCCCAGCGCUCUGAGCCGGUCGGGGCCGUGUCUCCUCCCAGCUCUGGGCUACACUGUGCACAGCUGCUUCCCUGGUGGCUUCCCGAGGCUUCCCGGGGAUGGGCCCCCCUACUCGGCUCCCCGGCCCCCGUCGGCGGGCAGCCUGCGCCACUCAUCGCUCGGGGAGGAGUCCACGCAUGCCCUCAUCGGGCCCGAGGAGCAGUCGCACACCUACAUCAACACGCCCGGCGGCGACGAGGGCGCGAAGAGCCAUCUGGGGGUGCCCAUGGGCGCGAUGCUCUUCUCCCCACUGCGGCCCGGCGCCCCCCUGGAGGAGCGGGACCCCCAGGUCUUCCUGCAGCCAGGCCAGGUGAAGUUCGUGCUGGGCCCCACGCCCCCCUACCGGCCCGUGGAGCGCUGUGGGAGCUUCUGCGGGGUGGCCCCCGCCUGCCCCGACCCGCGAGAACCCCACCCCCCGUACACCAACGACGACGAGGACGACGAUGACGACGACGACGGGGACGAGUGUCCGGCCGGGACAGGCUGGGCCUACGAGAAUGUGGCCGGGCCCCCAGGGCGCGGGGCCGGCUGGAGGCUGAGCCAGGAGGAGCUGAGCUGGGCCGGGAGCCAGCGCCGGGCCCCAGUGCUCCACUACGAGAACCUGCCCGCCCUGCCACCCGUCUGGGAGCGCCCGGCCCUCUGGCCGGGCCCUGGGGCCGGGGAGGGGUGGAGCCCGGCCCUGAACGGCUGCCCCCCCGGGGCUGGGGGCCAGGACCCGCUGCGGAACUACGUGAACACCCCCUGUGCCCGGGACCGGGCCUGGGAGCGGGACGCCGGCCUGCCCUCGCCCUGCCUGCCCUCGCCCCUCCCGCUCUCGCCCUGCCAGCCCUCGCCCCUCCCGCUCUCGCCCCGCCAGCCUGCCCCGGCCCGCGUCUUCAGCUUCGACUUGCGCGGGGCGGGCCCGGGCCAGCCUCGCCAGCUCAACUACGUCCAGGUGGAGCUGAAGGGCCAGGGCGGCGACGCCCCCAGAGCCAGCCUCCAGAGCCCCGGGGCACCCUGGGCCCUCGGGCCUGCCCCCGCCGCCCCCGCCCCCGCUCGCAGAGUGGACUCCUACGCCGUGAUCGACCUCAAAAAGACCGCGGCCAUGUCCAGCCUGCAAAGGGCCCUGCCCCGCGAUGACGGCACAGCCAGGAAGACCCGGCACAACAGCACCGAUCUGCCUCUUUAGGGGGAACGGCCCAGGGUCCCCCCGACACCCGGCCAACUCCUGGCCGCUCCUCCUCCCUGCACCUCAUCCUCAUGUUCGCUUCUCCCUCCUCUUCCUCCUCCUCUUCCUCCUCCUCUUUGGUUUCUAUUCUGGUACUGUUUGGCUGCUGCCCCCAAUGUAUGUAUGUGUGUGAGCGAAUAUGUGUAGGUGUGUGGGUGUCCAUCCCGGGUGUGGGGCCCCUUCCUCCCACCCCCUGACACACACACACAGGGUGGGCUGUGCAUCACUCCGGGGCCCCAGUGGGUUCACACCUUCUACAGCCAACAUCUCGGCUGGAUGUUCUCAAGGACCCCCGCCGUGUGCUUUUGGGGGUCCCCAGCUCUAGCCCUCGUGGACAAAGUGAGCAGUGGAGAGAGAAAAGCUGGACACCGCUGGGGGUUGAGCUGCCCCCUUGUCUGUCAGACCAACCGUCCGUCCAUCCGUCCGUCUGUUCUUCUGUUGGGGGUUUUUUUGUUGCUCUUUGGAAACGUUUUGUAUCUGUUUAUUUAUCGGGUUAUUUUUCUAUUUAUUGGUUUAAAUGUUAUUUAACAGAAUGAGUAAUAUAAUUUAUUUGUUUAUUUUAA
Messenger RNA from Tachyglossus aculeatus (Australian echidna), 2741 nucleotides. RefSeq names its product fibroblast growth factor receptor substrate 3 (gene FRS3). Gene Ontology annotation, biological process: cell surface receptor protein tyrosine kinase signaling pathway. Bases 520 to 2139 code for a protein of 539 amino acids. NCBI's taxonomy places the organism in Eukaryota, Metazoa, Chordata, Mammalia, Monotremata, Tachyglossidae. The transcript is spliced from 8 exons. The record is from RefSeq and is a predicted model, not a curated record. Gene Ontology annotation, cellular component: cytoplasm.